AUGAAAAAUCAGAAGAAGCCGCGCAAGCACAGGCUAAAGAAUCCGAUCGUCUGCUGGGACAAUAUUAAACCUCCGGAAGAAAUGGUUCAGGUAUUCAAAUUCGGACCUAUGUUUGCUCCGAAGCCCUCGAAGAUCUCAGCGCAUACCAUCAUUCCGAACAUCGAAAGGCUGCUUGUGCCAAUUAAGGCUCAACAUAAGGAUUUCUUUAGGUGGAACACAGCUCUCAGCAAAAGAAUCAAGCAAACAGACAACAAGGAUAAUGAAUUCUGGACAAAUGUAAGCAAAAGUAAAGAAUGGCUCCAAACUAACAAAAUAACCCUUACAAGAGCAGACAAAAGCAGAAACGUUGUUCUUAUGAAGAAACAUACAUACACUAAGUUGCUCGAAGAAUACAUCAGUUCUACAGAAUGCCGAACAAUAGAUGAAGGAUAUUUAGACAAGCUCCAAAAUAGGGUUUCCAGGUUCACCAACUCAGCAUUAGCUAAACACCUGCAUCUAAGGAACGCGACCAUGCAAUCACCCGAGAUACCAAGGCUAUUCGGCUAUGCUAAAACCCAUAAACCAGGCACGCAAAUCCGGCCGAUUGUUGACAAAUCAAGAUCUCCAACCCUACCUAUUGAGAAGGGUCUACAUGAGCUCCUUAAAGGCCAUUUGAAAGAUUAUAACUACGCCGUUUCGAACACGCGGGAACUCAUCACUAAAUUGCAGAAUAUCGCUCUGAAGGAUCAGGAAUUUAUUACAGUUCUCGACUUUGAAGCUAUGUAUCCUUCCAUUAAAUUGGAACCGUGCUUCUGUGCCCUUAGAGAUUUCCUUUUCCAAGCCUCUCCACCUGGAUACCACAAGCAGGUGUUGGAGCUGGCCCACCUUAUGUGCUACACCUCAUUCUUCACCUUCAACCAACGAAUCUAUCUUCAAGAAAGGGGAGUACCUAUGGGUAGCCCCCUCUCUGGAGACCUCUGCGAAUUAAUUGUAAGAAAACUGGAUAACCAAGUAUUACAGUCCUUCAACGCGGAAAUCGUUCUCUAUACGCGCUAUGUUGAUGACAUUCUUAUCAUUUGGAAGUCCAAGCCGGAUCUGAACACCGUUCUUCAGAUUACUACAGGUUCACUUGGCACUAGCAACACAAAUAGACAAGCAAAUCAAGUUGAUAAACAAGUUGUUUAG
This is a messenger RNA of Centruroides sculpturatus (bark scorpion), 1164 nucleotides long. RefSeq lists its product as uncharacterized. NCBI's taxonomy places the organism in Eukaryota, Metazoa, Arthropoda, Arachnida, Scorpiones, Buthidae. The record is from RefSeq and is a predicted model, not a curated record. The coding region runs from base 1 to 1164 and encodes 387 amino acids. The transcript is spliced from 2 exons.